AUGGAAGUGGAAGAACUGGUAAGAGUGGAGAUUAUAAGCUCGACAAAACAGAUGACAGAAACACCUUAUAACCUUCCUAAUAAAAAACUCAGUAAAGAACAAUACUCCUAUUACUUUCUUCCUGAAGGAACAACUCUUUCCGAGGGAUUGGCUUUGAUUUACACCCAUAAAAUGAUACUCCGAUUUCUAUCUGGUAUUCAAGCAGGAUGGUGUAAAAGACUUCCGAAUGAACGAGCUGUAUUAGCUUAUGGAAAUCUGGCAUAUGCAGACAACCAAGAGUCUCGGGCUUACAUAGUAUUUUCUGCCCUCGCUCAUAUGAACGCUAGAAUGCCUGUAUCACAUGUAAUAGAAUUGACGUAUUUGGGUAACAUUUUGGGCAAACUAAAAGACGCUUUUGGUUGGAAAAGUUCAGAGUUGUGUGCAGUAAUCGAUGUCGAAGACAAGUUUGAGGAGGACAUUAAAAAGUGGAAUAAGCAACAGGUUGCUAAGUUUUUAAAAUCUGCACUUAAUCUUGAUGAAAAGUACAUCAGGAAAAUUCAAGAACAAGAGAUAAAUGGUUUGACCUUCCUUCUAUUAAAUGAAAAAACACUUACUCGUAGACCGGGACCAUUUGAAUUUCCAUUUGUGAUUGCAAUUGCUAUUUUAGAAUUG
Molecule: messenger RNA, 651 nt
Organism: Funneliformis geosporum
Lineage: Eukaryota; Fungi; Glomeromycota; Glomeromycetes; Glomerales; Glomeraceae
Source: the annotation of a GenBank genome assembly